Messenger RNA from Lethenteron reissneri (Far Eastern brook lamprey), 1781 nucleotides. It is a transcript of the gene ABRAXAS2, whose product is annotated as abraxas 2, BRISC complex subunit. Gene Ontology annotation, biological process: protein K63-linked deubiquitination; attachment of spindle microtubules to kinetochore; mitotic spindle assembly. The record is from RefSeq and is a predicted model, not a curated record. Gene Ontology annotation, cellular component: nucleus. Lineage: Eukaryota; Metazoa; Chordata; Hyperoartia; Petromyzontiformes; Petromyzontidae. Gene Ontology annotation, molecular function: microtubule binding; polyubiquitin modification-dependent protein binding.
UCCAGCGGGGAGCUCCCCCAGCGCCCUGCAGCCGGCGGCGCCCGCCGCCAGCUCCUCCAGGGACUUGCCCAGCCUGGCCGCGGCGCCCUGCAACGAGCCCAGAAUCGCAGUGCUCGUCCCGCGCAUGCGCACUGCGCCCGCCGUCAUGGCCGCCGCCUGGGCUUCGGGCCCCGCGGUCGCGACCCUGGUGCUGGAGCAGCUCGGAGGAUCGGGGGACCAGGAGGGCUUUCUGCUCGGAGGUGAGCGAGAGGAGCGGGUGGUGAUCAUCAGCGACACUCACCUGAACAACACGGAGCAGCGCACGCACAUCGAGAUCCAUGGCCACCUGCCUUGCUUACGACCCUCCAGUUUUUACGACGGCGUUGGAAAAGUGGACAAGGCCACGGUGGAGAACCUCCUGAGAGAGCACAGCAAGUCUCUCCUUGGCUGGUACCGGUUCCGACGGAACACAUCACAGCAGCUGACGUUCCGUGAGACCCAGGUCCACCGGAACCUGUGCCAGGUUUUGGGGAAACCGGACCUGGUGUUCCUGUUGUUUGGGUUCCUGUCGACCGCCAACCACUCGACCCACGCUCUGGAAUACGUCAUGUUCCAGCCGAGCCGCAGGUCUCAGCCGCGAGUGCCUCUGACGAUCAGGAACCUGGGGAACUUGGCUCAGCAGGACUACCUCCUGUCCGCCGUGCCCAACACCUCGCGGCACUUCACAGAGCUCGCCGCCGAGCACAGUGGGGAGUUCCUGGACGGAGAGGGGGUCGUGCGUGACGUGCGGCGCAUUUUCCAGAUGUACAGCGCGACGCAGGAACGUCUACAGCUGGUGUGCGGUGAGGUAGCGGCGAGCGAGCGAGCGCUGGAAUCUGCACUCUCUGAGGUGGAGCUCCUGCAGAGACUCGUACGGAACAAGGAGGAGGAGAGAGACCGCAAGCGGCGUGAGGAGGAGAGGAUCCGGGAGGAGGAGAGAGUCCGGGAGGAGCAGAGAAUUCUGGAAGAGAAGAGAAUUCUGGAAGAGCAGAGAAUUCGGGAGGAGAUGGUGUGGGAAGAGGAGAGAGUGCGGGAGGAGAUGGUGCGGAAAGAGGCAAGAAUCAGGGAGGAAGAGAGAGUUCUGAAAGAGCAAAGGCUCCGGGAGAAAGAAGAGAGAGUUCGGGAAGAGAAGCGACUUCAGGAGCAGGAGCAGGAGAGAGUGCGAGAAGAGAGAGUGCAGGAGGAGAAGCGAAGACGGGAAGAGGAGAGAGUCGCGGAGGACGAGGAGAGAGUUCAAGUGGAGGCUGCCCCCUCUCCCGACGGCGCUCCCGCUGCACCUCGCCCCCCGCUACCCCCAGCGGCUGCCGCCCCCCCCCUCGUUGCCCCGGGCAAGGAGACCCCGGGGAGGGCAACGCGCGGCCCCGGGGGGUCCCGGGGUGUGGCCGCCGCCACCGCCGGUGCGGCUGGAGCCCCGACUUCCGCGGACCGACGGUCGCCCGACCCUGCCGGGGAGGCGGGCCAGCCCCCCCCCCAGGGGCUUCUGGGAGGAAGCGAGGCGGCCGAGUCGCUCCGGAUUCACGCGGCGGCCGGGGGAACGGCGGCGACGGCGGCGGCGACGGCGCUGCUGUUGAGGCGGGCGCCCGUGGGCACCGGUGAGAGCAGCGGAGACAGCGCCGGCGGCAGCAGCGCCAGCAGCAGCGGCGCCAGCAGCGGGGACAGCGAGACGGAGGGCAGCGAGGCGGAGGGCGACCCACGGUCGCGAGACAGCGCAAAGGACGCGUGAUGCUGAAGGGACGAGGGGGGUGGGGGUGCCGGGAGGCAGA